AUGGCUCCUCAAGCAGGCGUCAAUGGCGUCCUCCCCGUUGCAGUCCUCCAGAAGAAUGCCCCGUGCCCAGCCAUCCCGUGGCCCGCAAUGCGAAGCACAGCCGCGCCUGAAGCUCGCUUGACCCGAAGCGAAUUCGAGACGAUGGUUGGCGACGAAUGGAAGCCCGGCGCGGGAAAGGUGGACUGGGUCAACUGGAGAAAAGGCAAAAUCUCAAAAGAUGCUGCCAAACCCUCGAGGCCAGCCAGAGCAUACAUACACGUUACCAAGCAGGAACACGUGCCCAUGCUCGGGGACCGCAUCCGCGACUCCACCUUCCACGACGCCGCAAAGUCCUGGCAGGACAGCGCCCUCGUCGGUCCUCCCACGCUCGAAUUCGCUCCCUUCUCCAAGAUGCCUGGCGGCCGCCGCAGGAACGACAAUCGACAGGGCACCAUCGACCAAGAUCAGGAGUUCAAGGACUUUCUAGAAAGCCUAACGAAUCCCAUCACAAAGUCCGCUGCGCCAGACGACACGCAGAAGCAGGACAAGGUCAAGACGACGCCGCUGAUCGAAGCACUCCGAGAGAAGAAGGCGAACAAGGACAAGCCGAAUGCCAAGGGCAGGAACGCUCGUGGAGACGCCAAAGAAGAUGCUACGGAAAAGAAGGCUUCAGGCAAACAAGGCAAAGAGAACGCCGCGACCGCCGGAGACAAGAAUCGUCGCAUAAGCAAAGCUGACAAGGCCCAAGCCGCCAAGGAAGCCGUCAAGAUUCUCAACAAGGAGGCCGCAUCAGCCAAAGAGUCGUCCGCAGCGGAGAAAGGCAAUGCCAGCCCGGGCUCAGAGCGCAAGCGCGGCAACGUUGCUGGACACUUCCCAAGGGCCCAGCAGCCUCGCGGCCCCCGCCAACCGAGCAUGCUGCUGCUAGGAAACGCCGUUCCACCCGCACAAGCCAACAAUACGGCAGCAAAGCCUACUCCGGCUGCCAGUUCUGCACCAAGAGCCGCACCUCCGCCGCCUGCGCCUGCCGCAACAAGCAAGCAAGCCUUCUUAAAGCACGCCAAUCCCUCGCAGGGCAUCACUGAGCCGCUGAUUGAAGAGUCCCUGAAGAUCUUUGGUGCAAUCGAUAAGGUUGAGAUUGACAAGCGAAAAGGGUUCGCCUAUGUCGACUUCACUGAACCCGAGGGCUUGCGCAAGGCCAUGGCUGCUAGUCCCAUCAAAAUUGCCCAAGGCGCCGUACAGGUUCUUGAGCGCAAAGAAAAAGUAGCCCGACCUGCUCUCAACCCCCGCUUCAAUGGCCCUCCUCCCACAGGCGCCAUCGACACAUGCUCGUGGCGGUCGUGGUGGAUUUGGACCUGGACCCCGAGGAGGACGCGGUGCCCGUGGUGGAGCUAG
Parastagonospora nodorum SN15 is the source of this 1371-nucleotide messenger RNA. RefSeq lists its product as hypothetical. Gene Ontology annotation, molecular function: mRNA binding. The transcript is spliced from 4 exons. The record is from RefSeq and is a predicted model, not a curated record. Gene Ontology annotation, biological process: nuclear-transcribed mRNA catabolic process, nonsense-mediated decay; positive regulation of translation. Gene Ontology annotation, cellular component: cytoplasm; nucleolus. Bases 1 to 1371 code for a protein of 456 amino acids. NCBI's taxonomy places the organism in Eukaryota, Fungi, Ascomycota, Dothideomycetes, Pleosporales, Phaeosphaeriaceae.